Brassica napus (rape) is the source of this 720-nucleotide messenger RNA. RefSeq names its product protein LIGHT-DEPENDENT SHORT HYPOCOTYLS 9. Gene Ontology annotation, biological process: mRNA transcription; response to light stimulus. The record is from RefSeq and is a predicted model, not a curated record. Gene Ontology annotation, cellular component: nucleus. The transcript has a single exon. NCBI's taxonomy places the organism in Eukaryota, Viridiplantae, Streptophyta, Magnoliopsida, Brassicales, Brassicaceae. The coding region runs from base 98 to 679 and encodes 193 amino acids.
CCUUCACUUUAUUGUCGCUUUUAGACCUUGAAUUUUCUCAUAAAUCAGAAUAUUAUACCAAAACAACACCAAAAAGAAAUCAGAGUUACCCCUAAGAAUGUCUUCGGAUCAUCACACACCAACGAAAGAUCCACCGGAUCGUCCAUCUUCUUCCUCCAUCAACCACAAGCAACUGCUUCCUUCUCAACCGCAGGCGCAGCAACCGCUCAGCCGCUACGAGUCUCAGAAACGCCGAGACUGGAACACGUUCAUCCAAUACCUAAAAUCGCAGAAUCCACCGCAGAUGAUGUCUCAGUUCGAUUACACACACGUGCUAAGUUUCUUCAGGUACUUAGAUCAGUUCGGUAAGACCAAAGUACAUCACCAAGCUUGUGUCUUCUUCGGACAACCAGAUCCACCAGGACCGUGCACAUGUCCUCUCAAACAAGCUUGGGGAAGCUUAGAUGCUUUGAUAGGACGGUUGAGAGCUGCUUAUGAGGAACAUGGCGGUGGGUCACCGGAUACUAACCCGUUUGCAAACGGGUCAAUCCGGGUUCACUUGAGGGAAGUGAGAGAAUCUCAAGCCAAGGCUCGUGGGAUUCCGUACAGGAAAAAGAAGAGGAGGAAGAUUAAAAACGACGGGGUUGUUGCCAGGAAGGAUGUUGCAAACUCUUCGACUCAUAAUCAGUCGUCCACUUGAUAAUUUAUCACAUAAAAAAAUUCCGAUAUAGGUAAAUCUAU